Messenger RNA from Periconia digitata, 1480 nucleotides. The record is from the annotation of a GenBank genome assembly. Lineage: Eukaryota; Fungi; Ascomycota; Dothideomycetes; Pleosporales; Periconiaceae.
UGUAUAUGCUUUUUCUUUCUUUUUUCCUUUUCUUUCCAUACCGAGGGCCAGACCUCUCUAUUUCUAUACGUGACACUCCGUCCAUGGCACGCCUUGUAGCUUCCGUGUACCCAAGUAUACGCACUGUUGUGGAUUGCAUGGUGAAGCAUCUUUGGAUUCUACGGGGCGACAAGGGGUAGAAACAGGAACUCGGGCUUGUAAGCGAUGUCAUGAUAAACAGCUGGCAGCAGCAACUACUCUGCAGUUGCGUUUGACCAUACCAGAGAAAUCGGAAUGCAUUCUGUACAGUGUCGGGUGGGGUGGCCUGGGUGGGCAGUUCGGUCCAAAUCCAUUCUGGUCCGUGCGGGUAUUUACAUCGCAUACUGAGCAACCAUACCGCAUACUCACGACAUGCGAUACACUCACCACCCUCACAAUCUACGUAACCGGUAAUGCUCGAGUCCAAUUUGAACUGACAGGCGACCCCCUUUUCGCCAUGCUGUCCAUUCCCACCAUUCCACCGCGAGCGGACUCUUCUUUGUGGCCGUCUCUGCGUACCACCCACCCUAUAAUCUAUGACGAUGCCCCCUCAUCCCCCGCAAACCCCAACCAUCAACGAGCCUCGCACCCACAACACGACCACCAUUACAACUCUUCAAGGGGCCUACUUGCGCAACUUAGUUCGGAAGAAAACAAGAUAUCCCAACGAAAACUGAACAUCCAGCGUUAUGGUGCGACCUGGAUCCGGCCGCCCGGCGUCCUCAAAACGUUCCAAGCAAGCGAGGAUGAGAAAGCAGAGCGGGAGGAGCAGGAAGCACUUGCAAGGCGCGAACAGGCUAUGAUGGACUUGCAGGCUGCGCAACAGGAAACUGCUAAUGCCGAGGCUCGAGAGGGUGCGGAGGAUAUGGAAGAUGUUGAAGGAGAGCGAGACCUGGAUGACGAAGUACCCGAGGCCGAAGCGGACGAGAGUGACAUGAGCGAAAGCGAGGACGAAAGUGACAGCGAUAGCGAAGUGGAAGAAGGCAACACGACAAGGCAGACAGCCGAUGUUACUUUCAACGAGGACUCUUUCAUUGAGGGCAGCAUGCUUGAAGGCCAUGUAUCACAAAUGCUCGCUAUGGAGGAAGCGUCCAUGUCGGGUACUCUUCAGGAAGAACGCGAUCUAGAUGAGGAUAUACCGGAAGCUGGUAGCUAUGAACACACCGAUUCCUCACUCAUCGAUUCAUCUUCAGAAAAUGAGGGCCCUUCAUCCGCUUUCCGAGCGCCACCUCCUCCCCCGAACAGGAGAAGAUCGAAUCGACGGAGCUCAGGGGCUGCAUUUAUUAGAAGGAAUGUACAAACGCAAACACCUCCACAAGUCGGAAGGAAUACCAGACUGAGUAUGGAGUAUGAGGGGAGCAGCUCCAUCCUUGAUGGAAGUUCCUUCUUAAGAAGCUCGCCUGCAGCAGCCCGGGCCAGCUUGAGGGGCAGACUAUUCAAUACUAGACCACCAGGGCGUUGA